AUGGCUCGCAGCCGUCCAGCAAUCUACCGCAAAUGCAGUAAGCCAAACGAUACGCGCCGAGCCACGAAGCCUACGGCCGGAGGAAGCGAACCACCGCCGACCAAGAAAGUCAAGACCAAACCCGACACCUACCAGUGCACCUCCUGCCUCAGCCGCCGUGCCGCAAAGGCCUUCCCCAACAGCAACCCAUCGAUCGAGUGCCAACACCUCAUCAACACCUGCACUGUAUGUCUGCGCAAGUGGGUCCAGGCGCAGGUGGAGCAGGGGAAGACGGUCGUUGUUCCGGGCGAUAAGCAGAAAGAGAAAGAGGAUGGCGGAGAAGAGGAGGAGGAAGACGAGGAAGAGGACGAAGAAGAGAAGACGGUCUUGGGUAUUCGCUGCCCUGAGUGCGAGAAAGUGAUGAAGAGCUUCGACGUGCGGAUCGCGGGCACUGACAAGGUGUUCAAGCGAUUCGACGAACUCGAGCGCCGCCAUAUUGGUGACUCCACGCCCAACUGGCGCUGGUGCCUCAACACCGCCUGCGACGCCGGGCAAUCUCACGAAGCGAAGCGCAUCCCCUCACCGAAAAAGAAGUCGCGCUUCGGAAAGAAGUGGUUCGGCUACGCGGUCGAGCCGCAUGGAGUGGAAGACAAGUGCGUGUGUGUCAAGUGCGGCGCCGUGGCGUGCGUGGUUUGCGAUCGGCCAUGGCACGAGGGAGAGAAGUGCGCCGAGUACCAGGAGAGAGUGAAGGGAAGAGUGGAGGAGGAAGACCAGACGUUGGAGUUGAUCCGCAUGGAGACGAAGAAGUGCCCGAAUCCGAAAUGCGGCAAGGCGAUUGAGAAGAAUGGAGGGUGCCCUUCGAUGAUCUGCUACGUGUGCCAGAUCAACUUUUGCUGGAAUUGUCUCGAAGAGUACAAAGGCCAAGAGUUCUGUGCUUGUCGGAGGCCUAAUCCGCACUAG
This is a messenger RNA of Zymoseptoria tritici IPO323, 939 nucleotides long. RefSeq lists its product as uncharacterized. Bases 1 to 939 code for a protein of 312 amino acids. Gene Ontology annotation, biological process: protein polyubiquitination; ubiquitin-dependent protein catabolic process; positive regulation of proteasomal ubiquitin-dependent protein catabolic process. The record is from RefSeq and is a predicted model, not a curated record. Lineage: Eukaryota; Fungi; Ascomycota; Dothideomycetes; Mycosphaerellales; Mycosphaerellaceae. The transcript has 2 exons. Gene Ontology annotation, molecular function: ubiquitin protein ligase activity; ubiquitin conjugating enzyme binding; zinc ion binding. Gene Ontology annotation, cellular component: ubiquitin ligase complex; cytoplasm.